AUGGUUAUGGCCUUAUCUUCUACUUCUUCUCUCUUUCUCAGCACCACUGAUUAUUCACCUCACAAACCCCUCCAUUCACCAUCAUCAUCAUCAACAUCUUCUUCUCACUUUCCAGUCAAACCUCUCAUCCACCACACUCACACCCUUCCCAUCUCUCUAAAAUGGAGAACAAAUGUUUCAUUCUUUACUUCUUUCUUAAAGAAACCCAAAGACGCAAGCACCAUUAAGGAAGAGCUUCUUGAAGCCAUUGCUUCGCUUGAUCGAGGAGCUGAUGCCACUCCUGAAGACCAACUAAGGGUUGAUCAGAUUGCACGCAAACUCGAAGCAGUUAAUCCAACAAAGCAACCACUCAAAUCUAGUUUACUUGAUGGAAAAUGGGAGCUUAUGUAUACUACCUCUCAGUCAAUCUUGCAAAUCAAGCGACCAAAGUUUUUGAGAUCAGUUACAAAUUAUCAAGCAAUCAAUGCGGAUACUCUCCGAGCCCAAAACAUGGAAUCUCGACCAUUCUUCAACCAGGUGACAGCAGAUUUAACACCUCUGAAUACAAGGAAAGUGGCUGUGAAGUUCGAUACCUUCAAAAUUGCAGGCUUCAUACCUGUCAAGGCUCCUGACACAGCUCGCGGCGAACUGGAAAUAACAUAUUUGGAUGAAGAACUUCGGGUAUCAAGAGGGGACAAAGGAAACUUGUUCAUCUUGAAAAUGGUGGAUCCAUCUUAUCGGAUUCCUGCAUGA
This is a messenger RNA of Lathyrus sativus (Indian pea), 732 nucleotides long. The record is from the annotation of a GenBank genome assembly. Lineage: Eukaryota; Viridiplantae; Streptophyta; Magnoliopsida; Fabales; Fabaceae.